This is a messenger RNA of Tachyglossus aculeatus (Australian echidna), 2847 nucleotides long. RefSeq names its product thrombospondin type 1 domain containing 1 (gene THSD1). Lineage: Eukaryota; Metazoa; Chordata; Mammalia; Monotremata; Tachyglossidae. Gene Ontology annotation, cellular component: cell periphery; cell surface. The transcript is spliced from 5 exons. The coding region runs from base 146 to 2716 and encodes 856 amino acids. The record is from RefSeq and is a predicted model, not a curated record.
CCGGCGGACCGAGGACAGGGCUGCGCCCCCGGAGCUGCAGCGGGGCCGGAGAGGUGACGUUUCCAGUGUUCUUGAAAAAAGUCAUAUGAUUUAAGCGUGAGAAAGGACAUGAGGAUUCCAGCAAGUUGGAGUUCUGCCCGUCAGAAUGAAACAAAUGUUGAAAGACUUUUCAAAUCUAUUGUUAGUGAUGCUCUGUGACUAUGUUCUCGGCGAAGUGGAGCAUCUCCUCCUCGGGCAAGCGGGACAUGUAGCUUUAAGCAACGACACGGUGUCGGUAACUUUCCGGCUGUCUGAUGGUGGCAACGGAACUGUGAGGAAUGUGUCGGUCCUGCUGCUAGAGGCCAGCACCAACCGGACGCUCGGUACCAAACGCCUCCCGAUGAACCAAUCCCGGGGCACUGUAGAGUUUGAGUGUUUCCAUUUUAGACACGCCGGAGACUAUCGGUUCGCCAUGGCCUCCGACAUCGUGGAUAAUGACACCAGUGUGCCCCGGAGGGAGAGUAGUGCCCACCUGAGGGCAGAGUGGCCCGUCUUUCACAUCGACUUGAACAGGACAUCGGGGGCAGGGGAGAAUGCCCUAGAGGUGGGGGUUUUUACCCAUCAGCCUCUGUGCCCGUUCGCUGUGGGCAGACCUGACAUUUCCCUGGACGUUGCCUUUUCCAGUAGCCCCCCUGAACCAAGAAACAACCCAGACCUCCAGCCAUUUGGAACAAGAGCCAGCAGACGGAUUGUCCUGUCUCCGGCGCAGUGGGUGGAGUUUGACUGUGCUUCAGGGGAUCGGGGCGUCUACGUGACCGUGGCACUGAGACUGCAAGACCCCGACUCGGUCAUUACGUCGUCGGGGCCCAUAGACCUCGUGAGCAGAUUUGGAUACAAACUGGUGGUGGUGCCAGAACUGACAUGUGAGUCGGCGGUGGAGGUGGUGGUUGUGCGGCCGCCGUGUACUCAGGCCCCGGGGAAGAUUGCCGUGUACAAGGAGGCUCCCAGGCGGACUGGGGAGAAAGCCGCCUGGCUAGCGGAAGCCCACCUGCAGCCGCGGGACCGCAGAACCAUGUUUAACUGCACGUUGUUCGACGUGGGGAAAAACACGUACUGUUUUGAGUUGGACUUGGCCAACAAAAGCCCGAUUUCUUCCAGGGAGAAGGAAUGCAUGGUGAUCCAGAGAAACAUAGAAACCUGGAGCCUGUGGCAGUCCUGGACCCCUUGUAGUGUGACGUGUGGCGAAGGAAUCCGUGAGCGGCACAGGAUAUGCCUCACUUCCACCCCGGCUAAGCCAGGCUGCGUUGGAAUCACAAUGGAAGCGUCCCUGUGUUCCCUAGAAGAGUGCUCUACUGUGAAACCUUCUGGCUCGCCACCCCUCCAGCCUGGAGGCCCCCAGAAGGCUAAUAACAUGGUGACGGUCACCGGCAUCUCCCUUUGCCUGUUCAUCAUCGUCGUCACUGUCCUUGUUACCCUGUGGAGGAAGUUUGGGCGGACUUCCAAGUGCAGCCCCCCCUCCCGCCACAACUCCAUCCACUCUCCCGGCUUCCGGAAGAACUCAGACGAAGAGGACAUCUGUCCGCCGGGAGAGCGGCGGGAGAGUUUCUCCGACGGGGGCGAGGGGCCCCCGGGGAAUCCCGGAGAGCUCGGCAUCCCCCUGACCUACCGGAGGAGCCUCCAGUUGGCCUCCGAGGAGGAUGCCUCUGGCAGCGAGAGCUUCCAGUCCAAUGCCCAGAAGAUCAUCCCCCCGCUGUUCAGCUACCGCCUCGCCCAGCAGCAGCUGAAGGAGAUGAAGAAGCAGGGCCUGUCGGAGACCACCAAGGUGUACCAUGUGUCCCAGAGCCCCCUGACGGACACCGCCGUCGGGGCCACGGCAGAGGCCCCCUUGGAUCCGGACGGCCCGGAGGAAGCCGCAGCGGCCACCAAGUUCAGGAUCCGGCCGCCGUUUCCAGACCGGCCGACGGGGCCCUCGGGAGAGAGGCCGGUCUCCAGGCUGGAUCUGGCCCUGCCUCAGGUCCGGCCCCCGGUGACCCCUGGCAGCCAGACCCUCCUCCGCUGGCCCCAAGCAAAAGCGGCCAGCGGCCGCUGGGGCCGGUCGGAAAAGGGCUACCCACGCAACUCCCACUUCCGAAGGGCGGCCAGCUUCCACGAGGGCAGACAGGCCCGGCCUUUCCGGGAGAGGAGCCUGUCCACGCUGACGCCUCGCCAGGCUCCCGCCUACGGCUGCGGGCCCCAGGUCGAAGGCCGGUUCCGGCCCCGGUCUCGAGGGCCCCGGCAGGGCCCGGGGAAGCCCGAAGGCGGCCAGGGGGGAGAGCCAGGUGGUGAGCCCCUCAGCGCUUCCUCCAAAUCGCGCCCCGCAGGACUUCCGGCGAGAAAACCCAACCUGAUGGGCGAGCGCCCGACCGGGCUGGCGGCCGAGAUAGAGUGGGCCGACCCCCCCAGAACUAGAAGGGGCCCUUCGCCGAAUGCUAGGAGUGCCUUGAGGAAAGAGCCCCUCCUCACCGUCACCGCCCCCAAGGGGACCUCUCAGCGACCUAGCCCCCUGAGCCCCUCCGAGGCCAGGAGAGACAAGCCCCAGGGCUUCACCUCGCACCCAGGCUACGCAUUCUACGACAACACUUCCUUCGGUCUCUCUGAGUUGCAGCCGAAGAUGCUCGACCUGCCUGGUUAUUUUGGGUCCAACGAAGAAGACGACGAAACCACCAGCACCCUAAGCAUGGAGAAGCUGGUGUUUUGAGCGAUGCCGGGAGAGCCUCCGGAACUCUUUGAACUCCCUUCCGGCCCUCAGCCCUGACUGUUAGGCGAAAGGUUUCCUUAUCAGGCGUCCUGCUGGACCCUGCCUGAGAAAGACGAAGAAACUCACAGGAC